Molecule: messenger RNA, 3287 nt
Organism: Ochotona princeps (American pika)
Lineage: Eukaryota; Metazoa; Chordata; Mammalia; Lagomorpha; Ochotonidae
Gene: SH3KBP1
Product: SH3 domain containing kinase binding protein 1
Exons: 18
Coding region: 301-2301 (666 amino acids)
Molecular function (GO): protein binding
Source: RefSeq, a predicted model, not a curated record
UUUUUUUUUUUUUUCGCAAUUUCCACUCGCGGGGAGCAGGAAACCCAGCGCAGCCGGGCGCAGUGGGCCGCGAUGCAGCAGGAGCAGCAGCAGCAGCAGGAGUCGCCCCGGGGCAGCAGCGGUAACGGCAGCAGCGGGCGGCGCUAAGCCGCCACCGCCGCCGAAGGAGCCGGCCCAGCCCCCGCCGCGUUCCGACCCCCGCGCUGCGAGCCCUGCGCCCCGACCCCCGGCGCCCCAAUCCCAACGCCCGCGUCCGCCAACUUUCACGCUGCCUCGGCGGCCCGGCCCGGCUCGACGCCAAUGGUGGAGGCCAUAGUGGAGUUUGACUACCAGGCUCAGCACGACGAUGAGCUGACAAUCAGCGUGGGUGAGGUCAUCACCAACAUCAGGAAGGAGGAUGGAGGCUGGUGGGAGGGACAGAUCAAUGGCCGGAGAGGUUUGUUCCCUGACAACUUUGUAAGAGAAAUAAAGAAAGACAUGAAGAAAGACUCUCUCUCCAACAGAGCUCCAGAAAAGCCCAUGCACGAAGGAGCCAGUGGCAACUCCUUGCUGUCUUCUGAAGCCAUUUUAAGAACCAACAAGAGAGGUGAACGACGGAGACGGCGAUGUCAGGUGGCAUUCAGCUACCUGCCCCAGAAUGAUGAUGAGCUUGAGCUGAAAGUUGGAGACAUCAUAGAGGUGGUAGGCGAGGUGGAGGAAGGAUGGUGGGAAGGUGUUCUCAAUGGCAAGACUGGAAUGUUUCCUUCCAACUUCAUCAAGGAGCUGUCAGGAGAGUCGGAUGAGCUUGGUCUCUCCCAGGAUGAGCAGCUGUCCAAGUCAAGUCUAAGGGAAACCACAGGCUCUGAGAGCGACGGGGGUGACUCAAGCAGCACCAAAUCAGAAGGUGCCAAUGGCACGGUAGCGACUGCAGCUAUCCAGCCCAAGAAAGUUAAAGGAGUGGGCUUUGGAGAUAUUUUCAAAGACAAGCCAAUCAAACUGAGGCCGAGAUCAAUUGAAGUAGAAAAUGACUUUCUGCCAGUGGAAAAGACUAUCGGGAAGAAGUUACCUCCAACUACAGCAACUCUGGACUCAUCAAAAACUGAAAUGGACAGCAGGACUAAGACCAAGGAUUACUGCAAAGUAAUAUUUCCAUAUGAGGCGCAGAACGAUGAUGAAUUGACAAUCAAGGAAGGGGACAUAGUGACUCUGAUCAACAAGGAUUGCAUCGAUGUAGGCUGGUGGGAAGGCGAGCUCAACGGCAGAAGAGGAGUGUUCCCAGAUAACUUUGUGAAGCUACUUCCGCCGGACUUUGACAAGGAGGGGAAUAGACCCAAGAAGCCUCCUCCUCCAUCCGCUCCUGUCAUCAAACCAGGGCCAGGCACCACUGAGAGAAAACAUGAAAUUAAAAAAAUUCCUCCUGAAAGACCAGAAACACUUCCAAACAGAACAGAAGACAAAGAAAGACCAGAGAGAGAACCAAAACUGGACCUCCAGAAGCCCUCCGUCCCUGCCAUCCCACCGAAGAAGCCUCGGCCGCCCAAGACCAGUUCCCUGAGCAGACCUGGCGCACUGCCCCCGAGGAGGCCCGAGCGACCACUGGGCCCGCUGACACACACGAGGGGUGACGGGCCAAAGAUUGAUUUGGUGGGCAGUACACUCUCGGGCAUCCUGGACAAGGACCUCUCGGACCGUGGCAAUGACAUUGACCUAGAAGGUUUUGACUCCGUGGUGUCAUCUACUGAGAAACUCAGCCACCCAACCACAAGCAGACCAAAAGCUACGGGGAGGCGGCCUCCGUCCCAGUCGCUCACAUCUUCUUCCCUUUCAAGCCCUGAUAUCUUCGACUCCCCAAGUCCCGAAGAAGAGAAAGAGGAACACAUUUCCCUUGCACACAGAGGAGUGGACGCGUCAAAGAAAACUGCAAAGACUGUUACCAUAUCCCAAGUGUCUGACAACAAAGCAUCCCUGCCACCCAAGCCAGGGACCAUGGCAGCAGGUGGUGGAGGGCCAGUCCCUCUGUCCUCGGCUGCAGCACCCUCUGCUCUGUCGUCCUCUUUGGGAACGGCUGGACACAGAGCCAACUCCCCAUCGCUGUUUGGCAUGGAAGGAAAACCAAAGAUGGAGCCUGUGGCCAGCAGCCAGGCAGCCGUGGAGGAGCUGAGGACCCAGGUCCGCGAGUUGAGGAGCAUCAUCGAGACCAUGAAGGACCAGCAGAAACGGGAGAUUAAGCAGUUACUGUCGGAGCUGGAUGAAGAGAAGAAGAUCCGGCUGCGGUUGGAGAUGGAAGUGAAUGACAUAAAGAAAGCUCUUCAAUCAAAAUGAAUACUUGAUCAAUGAGAUGUCGCAUUAUUCAUCCUGAGUCAAAGACUCAAAUUUUCUGCCCCAGCCAAAAUAAUCUUGUGCCAAAAGAUUCAAGGUUUGCCUCAACAUGCCCCUGUUUGAAAGAUUAGCACAAAAGUCUUGAUAGCACAGCACAAGUCCCACCCAAGAGGAGAAUCUUGCCCGUGGUGUCGUCCUGGCUCUGGCGCUAGGCGCGACUUCAGCAGGACACAUUGUGCUAACGGCUUUUCUACUUGGAGAUCUCACGUGAAACGAAAACUCAGGCAGUUUAGUCCAUAGUGGUACUAUUUUGAUGAUAUUUUCCAUUAAUAAAAUGUAAUUUCAGAUGAUUCGUUUACAAGCUUUAUAAUUUUAUGAUUUUUUAAAAAUUGUGUUUUGUCACAGAUCCCCUUAGUGCGUGUGGCACACACAGCCAGGAGCGAGCGGCCCUUCCCCGGGCUUCGGGUGGCGAGCUGCCUCGCUUCGUGUGCCCUUUAGAAUUCUGUCACAUAUGCAAUUGUAGACCUAGGCUGUCCCUGCCCCCGCCAGCAAACCCCACCAGCCCGAGAGAAGUGUGAGCUUCUGUAUGAACAGAGAGAGGAAAGUCUGGUAUUUGCAAUGAUCUGUGCCUUCUUUCUACCACCCCUCUUGAUUGGAGCUUUUGUGAUGCAGCUACCAUGAUUUUAAAAAAUCAACUCAAACAACGAAAGUCAGUAGAUAAAAAUGGCCGCUCUCCCGACUCCACGAGAGGCCACUGUCGCCAAAGGCCGGAAGAAGAGACAGCCCCGAGGCUGGGCUGCUCCUUGGAGCCGACCACAACUUGCCCAGUCCCUCCCACUUUUAAGUCAUUCAUCAAACUAGAAAUGUCAUCCCUGCUUGAUUUCUCAUCAGCCAAGUUCAGCCCUUGCUUCCUGUCCUUUGCACCUUUUGUGUGAACAGAAUAUGCAUUAUUAAAGCAAAAAUAAAUAAAAGCAAAAUACAAAUGAGAA